AUGGAUCAGGGCACAGUACAGAAGAGGAACAGGCAAGGGACCAAAGGCAGUGCUACCCAGGUGCACCCAGCAUGCGACAUGUGUUUCACCACUCUGCUGGGCAUUUCACAGCCCAAUGAAGUCCACCUAUCAGGAUUGACGGUCACGGCCCCACUCACCCAGGGCCACCAAGAGAAGCCUGGGAGCAAAGGGUUCCAAGAAGGAGACAGGGCUGCCGGAGGAGGGGGCGCCAUGCUGCGGCUGGUCGUGGAGUCUGCCCGGAUUGAGCCGCCCCUGAGCCCCCCGCCCAGACCCUGCCUGACUGUCUACUUCAGAGAUAUCAAGAAGAGAACUCGUGUCGUGGAAGGGAAUGACCCCACGUGGAACGAGACUCUCAUCUGGCACCUCUGGAGCCGCCCCCUGGAAAAUGACUCCUUCCUGCAAAUCAUCCUUCGGGACAUGGUCCCAAAAAAGACAGAAAGGUUCAUUGGCCUGGCCACGGUCCUGCUCAAGCCAUUGGUGCAAAAGCCCAGGAAGGUCCUUUUCGUGAAGGACCUGACUCUGCUCAACCAUGCCAUGAUGCCCACAGAUAGCACUGUCAACCUGCAGGUGGCCCAUGUGACCCACUGGGACAGUGAGAAGACAGGCGGUGGAGACCCUUUGGGCAUAACCACAAAGGAGGCGGUCCAGCAGAAGUUUCCGAUCCCCGGCUCCACAGGGAUGCCCAGGAUUCUGUCCUCCAAGCCUCAGCACUUUCAGGUUCGGGUGAAGGUGUUUGAAGCCCGGCAGCUCAUGGGUAACAACAUCCAACCAGUGGUGAAGGUGACCAUCGCAGGCCAGCAGUACCACACGCGGAUCAAGAUGGGAAAUAACCCUUUCUUCAAUGAGAUCUUCUUCCAAAAUUUCUAUGAGGUCCCUGCGAAGUUCUUCGAAGAGAUCAUCAUAGUCCAGGUGCUGAACUCCUCUGCUAUGAGAUCCAAAGCAGAGAUUGGGAGAUUCCAGACAGACGUCGGGUUCGUCUACCAUUCUCCAGGCCACACUCUCCUGAGGAAAUGGCUAGGCCUCUGCCUGCUGAACGAACCCGGCAGUGGAGUGAGAGGCUACGUGAAAGUCACCAUCUGCGUCCUCGGUGUCGGAGACCAGGCCCUGGUGGAUCAAAAGCUGCUGUACGGAGCUGACACAGACGUCGAGGUUAUCAAGUCCGCGGCCGUGCAGACGACCAUGGCUUACCUGCAGCUCUUUAUCUACUGUGCUGAGGACCUGCACCUCAGGACACAGCAGCCAGCCAGUGCAGCGUUGGAGGUGGAGCUGAUCGGGGAGAAGCUCAGGACAAAGGUGCGACACCAAACUGACAAUCCAAUAUGGAACCAGGUCCUGACCUUCCAGAUCCAGCUGCCCUGCCUCUCUAGCUACAUCAAGUUGCGAGCCCUGAACUGCGCCAGGAACGACUGCCUAGAGGAGAUUGGCGCAGCCAGCCUGUCCCUCAGCCACAUCUCCUCCACUGGAGAGGAGAUUGAAGGACUCUACUCCGGUUUCCUGCCCUGCUUCGGCCCCUGCUUCCUGCCUCUUCACGGGGGUCCUCAGGCCCCGAUGAGGAUCCAGGAAGAAGCUGCCAGUAUUCCUGACCCUGUUGGGGAUGGCUUAUCUUACCGAGGUCGAGUCCUCCUGGAGUUAACCACCCAAAUCAAGUCCCAUCAAGGCAGUACCAUAAAGGAUCUCUCCCACGAAGUGGCCAGGAUAGAGAAACACCAGAACCGCCUAAAGUAUGGGCUGUGUGUCAUCUUCCUGUCCUGUACCAUGAUGCCCAACUUUAAAGACCUCAUCCAGUUCGAGGUCAGCAUUGGCCACUACGGAAACAAGAUGGACCUGAAUUACAAGCCUCUGGUGUCUGCCACCCAGUACAGCCCUGUGAUAUACGAUGGCAACAUCUACUACUACAUCCCCUGGUACAACACCAAGCCAGUGGUGGCUGUGACAUCCAAUUGGGAGGACGUCAGCCUCCGAAUGCGUUGCCUCAACCUGCUCCAGUUCGCCAGGGACCGCCUGAAAGCCAACUUGGACACCCUGAGGUCCAUGCGUAACCCGAGGGACCCUGCCCUGCUCCCACAGUGGGAAAAGCUGCUGCAGGAGCUGAUGGAGGACUGCAGGCGCCCUCUGCCCUGCAUGACAGAUCAGCCCAGAGCCACUGACCUGGACAGGAAGAGGUGGGAGCUCCGCAGCCUCCUCCUGCAGGAGCUGGCCCAGAAGGCCAAGGAAGCCAAGCCCAGGGACAUGGUGCCCACCGUGGAGGGCUGGCUACGCCGUCUCAAUGCUGUGCUCCCCGAGCCCCAGAGGAGCCUCCCGGAUGUGAUGAUCUGGCUUAUAGCCAAGGAGCAGCGCGUGGCCUUCGCCCGGGUGCCCGCACACACCGUCCUCUUCUCCCCGGCGGGGCCCCUACACUCUGGCAGGUUCUGUGGGAAGAUCCAGACCCUCCUGCUGCAGUACCCAGAGGGGGAAGGACAGCAGAACGCGUCCCCAGCCCAUCUCCGGGUCUGCAUGUGGCUGGGCGACGUCACUGACAGCAGGGACCUGCAGCUGCUCCGCCACGGCGACCUGGUAGUGUACGCGGAGACGUAUGAGAAUCAGGCCAAGUACAAAGACCAGUGGGGACAGCAGGGCCUCUACCAGUGCCCCAACUUCUCAGACGUCAUGGGGCACAAGGCCCUCCCCAAGUCGGAGUUCAAGGCGCCCCCAGGGUGGCACUGGCAGGACAGCUGGAGAGUGGAGCCCCAGAGGAGAUUCCUCCUGGACAUAGACAUCAACAAGAGCCAGGUUCUGGAGGAGGUGUAUGAGAACCAGGACCGUGACAGCACAGGCACCUGGGUGCCCUCCGCUACUCCAAACACCGACGUGAAUGGACAUUCAGUACCAGCUCGGGACACGGUGACAUGCCCCAAGGGCUGGCAUUUUAAGAAGAACUGGGCUGUGGAACUCAAUCAUGCAGUGGACAGUGAGGGCUGGGAGUACGGCGUGGGGAUCCCACCAUCAGGACUGCCCCGGGUGUGGACCUCUGUGGAGAAGAACUACCACUCCUCUCGCCGGCGACGCUGGGUGCGCAUGCGCUUCCGGAACCACAAUGACGACGAGCUGAGCCUUGAAGAGCAGACCGUGUCCUUCCUGCAGAUGCAGGGGCUGGCUGAUGCGGGAGAGGAGGGCUGGGAGUAUGGCAGCCUGGGCUCCAGGUUCCACCUGGACCCGCAGCCCCAGAGCCGCUUCCGCCGCCGCUGCUGGCACCGCAGGCUGGCGCUCAACAUCGACACGGGCGUGGCGCCUAUAUUCCUCCUGGAGGGCUCCUUGGUAAGGUCCUGUGGGCUGAGCCACACCUACUUGCAGGAGCAGGGACCAACCCCAGUGGGCCACCGGCAGCUGGGGGCUGGGAGGACAGUGGCACCCAAAGGGGAGGCACGUGGCUUAAGGAGACCCAGGAAGCACUGGUUGGACCUGAAACAAAAACGGAAGAAGGAUGAGAGCAAGGCUCGGGCCUGGACUCAGGCCCAGGGGGACCAGCGGCUCCCCACCAUGCCCUUCAUCUACUACACCCUCCACAAGCCCCACUGCUACCAGCUCUUCUGCUACAUCUACCAGGCCCGGAAUCUGAUAUCCAAGCAGAUCGUUGCGUUCCAGGGGCCCUUUGUGCGCGUGGUCUUCCUCAACUACAGCCAGUGCACCCAGCACCGGCCUAGCUCUUCGGCGCCCACGUGGGCCCAGACGCUCAUCUUCCAGCACCUCCUGCUGCACGAGAGCCCCCAAGACACCCAGAAGAGCCCCCCACUUGUGGUGUUGGAGCUGUGGCAGCGCGAUGCGCAGGGAAAGGAGAGCUUGUGGGGACGGAGCAUGUGGCCCCCAGUGGUCUGGCUGGACCUGCGGGAUUGGAUGCUGCCGCCUCUACGGUGGCAUCCGCUUGUGAAAGAGCUGGGGGAGGAGGAGUGUGAGAUCUUCGCAUCCUGUGAGCUGAUCCUCGAGACAGAGAAGCUGAAAGAGAAGCACCUGCCUCUCUUAAGCAUUCCCUGGAAAGACGGGGCCUACACGCUGCCCAAGAGCAUCCAGCCCACAAUGAGGAAGACGGCCAUUGAGGUCCUGGCCUGGGGCCUCCGCAACCUGAAGCGGGCACGUUACCCCCAGCUGCUGGUGGAGUGCGGGGGCGAGUCCCUACAAACGGAGCCCAUCGAGGACUUCCUGGCCAACCCCAACUUCCCCGAGUCCGCACUGCUGCUUACAGUGUACAUGCCCAUGGAGGAGGCCUACACGCAGUCCCUGGUGAUGAAGGUGCUGGACAACCAGAACUUCGGGCAGCAGACUGUGGUGGGCCAGGCCAGUGUCGACUUCCUGCAGCCCUACUUCUGUGACCCCUGGGCGCCAGACUACCUGCCCCCACAGCUCCCAAUGCUGUCUGUGCAGAAGAACCAGAAGGUCAUAGGGUUCCUCUAUGACAAGUUCUGGUUCAAGCCCGGCAAAGCUGAGGAGGAGUAUGAGUACGAGUACGAGGUGGACUGGUGGAGCAAGCUGUUCUGGGCCACGGGAGAUGACAAGUCCCUGAAGUACAAGUACCAAAGCUACCACACGCUGAAGCUGUACGACUGCGAGCUGGAGGCGGUGCCAGCCUUCCAGGGCCUGCAGGACUUCUGCCAGACCUUUAAGCUCUACCAGGAGCAGCCCAAGGCGGACAGCCCUGUGGUAGGGGAGUUCAAGGGUCUCUUCCGCAUCUACCCCCUUCCUGAGAAUCCAGAAGCCCCCCAGCCCCCACGCCAGUUCUUGGCUUGGCCGGAGAGAGAAGACUUCCCCCAGCUGUGCCUGGUGCGGGUGUACAUGGUUCGAGCCAUCAACCUGCAACCCCAGGACUACAAUGGCCUGUGCGACCCUUACGUGAUCCUGAAGCUGGGCUCCACGAAGCUUGGCAGCCGGGACAAGUACAAGCCCAACACCGUGGACCCCAUCUUUGGCACGAUGUUCGAGCUUACCUGUACCAUCCCCCUGGAGAAGGACCUGCACAUCCAGCUGUACGACUUUGACCUGUUUUCUCAUGAUGAUGAGAUUGGAACCACAGUCAUCGACCUUGAGAACCGCCUCCUGUCUGGGUUUGGGGCACGGUGCGGACUCUCCAAGUCCUACUGCCAGUCAGGACCAUUUACGUGGCGGGACCAGAUGCCCCCGAGCUUCCUCCUGGAGCGAUAUGCCAAGCGGAAAGGGCUGUCUCCUCCGGUGUUUGACCCUGAGGGAGACUCUGUCUUAUACAGCGGGGAAAGAUUCACGCUGCAAAACUUUGAGUCUGAAGCCCCAACUGUGCCAGGUCUGGGCCCCAAGAAGGAACGGCUGGCCCUGUACAUUUUGCACACUCAGGGGCUGGUGCCCGAGCACGUGGAGACACGCACGCUGUACAGUGACAGCCAGCCAGGCGUCGACCAGGGCAAGGUGCAAAUGUGGGUGGACAUCUUUCCCCAGAAACUGGGGCCCCCCGGCCCCCCUGUCAUAAUCAGCACUAGAGAGCCUAAGAGGUACGAGCUGCGCUGCAUUAUCUGGAAAACCGCACAGGUGGACCUGGUGGACGAGGCACUCAGCAGAGAGAAGAUGAGCGACAUCUACGUCAAAGGGUGGCUGUUCAGUUUAGAGAAGGACAUGCAGAAGACAGAUAUCCACUACCACUCCUUGACUGGGGAGGCCAUUUUCAACUGGCGGUUCAUCUUCACCAUGGACUACAUGGCAGCAGAGCAUGUGUGCAUUGAGAGCCACAAGGAUUACAUAUGGAGUCUUGACCCUACAUCUACCAAGUUCCCGGCCCGGCUCAUCAUCCAGAUCUGGGACAACGACACCUUGUCCAGUGAUGACUUCCUGGGGGUCCUGGAGCUGGACCUGUCGGACAUGCCCUACCCAGCCCGGCAUGCCAAGCAGUGCUCUCUCCACAUGCUGGACACUGAGCCCAAAUGGCCCCACUCCCUCCCACAUGAGCGCAUCUCUCUAUUUAAGAAGAAAAUUGUAACUGGCUGGUGGCCCUGCCAGGUCCAGGAAGAUGACAAGUGGCGCCUAUCGGGCAAGGUGAAGAUGACACUGGAGGUCCUGUCAGAGAAGGAGGCCUUGACCAGGCCAGCAGGGCAAGGCCAGUCAGAGCCCAACCAGUACCCCACACUGCACCCUCCCCUACGUGCAAGCAGCGCGUUCAUGUGGCUGCGUUCUCCUAUUCGAACCCUGUGCCUCGGCCUCUGCAAACGCUACCGAUGCAAAAUCCUAACCUUCUUACUCUUGCUGGGCAUAGGGUUUCUGCUGUUCAAAUUUAUCUACUCAGCUCCGAACUACUUGGCCAUGAACUGGAUCCGCCCUGGUCUCCGGAUGCAGACGCCCAUUAAAAUAUAUAACCUCCUCACUUCACCCACUGUCAGCAAUGCCAGUCCUUCCCCCGCUGCCACCCAGGCUCCAAGCCUGCAGCCCUCCACAAACCACCAGCUGCCACUCCUCCAGGCUCCCAAUCAGCACCUGGAUGACAUCUACCCAGAACUUCCAACUCCCUAAGACUGAGGUCCCCAGACUGAUCUCAGUGUGUCUGCCUGGCUCUCCUGCCUGAUGUCAGCCGUCCCCUGGGCUUCCAGUAGCCCUGAUUCCGCUUUAAAGGACACGCACAAGGGGCAAGGUUAUUCUGCCUGUUAUGUCCACCGGGGCAAGCAGAGACAUAACUUCUCACUGAAAUAAACAUGUUUUG
Cavia porcellus (domestic guinea pig) is the source of this 6706-nucleotide messenger RNA. RefSeq names its product fer-1 like family member 5 (gene Fer1l5). The transcript is spliced from 54 exons. The record is from RefSeq and is a predicted model, not a curated record. Gene Ontology annotation, biological process: T-tubule organization; plasma membrane repair; negative regulation of phagocytosis. Gene Ontology annotation, cellular component: membrane; T-tubule; cytoplasmic vesicle. Bases 1 to 6519 code for a protein of 2172 amino acids. Lineage: Eukaryota; Metazoa; Chordata; Mammalia; Rodentia; Caviidae.